AUUUUUUCGAUUGUGUUUUCCGUUGUUGUUAUUUGAGUCUUUAAAUUGUUCAAAUAUGGAGAAAAUUGUAAAUGAUGGCCAGCUCAUCGAGUUGGUUAGACAAUUUUCCGUAUUAUAUGACCCCAAAAACCGGGAAUAUAAAAAUAAUGAGGUCAAGUCCAAUGCUUGGAAAACUAUUGGAGAAGUUAUGAAUGCAUCAGCUCGCUGGUUCAGCCUGCGGACCAUAUAUUCCAGGGAAUCAAAACAAGUCAGAACCACUCCUACAGGAUCAGCAGCUACCAAGCCAUGGAGGCGGUUGGAAGAAAUGGCAUUGUUGAGUGCCUAUAUGAGGAGGAGACAAACCAGAGGAAAUGUGCAAACGGUAGGGCCACCAGAACCAAGUCCAAGUACCUCAGAAACAAGUUCUGAGAAUCCCUGGGAUUUCAUAUCGAUUAUCACUGGGGAGACGGAGAGUCAAGAAGAGGGCCCAAUUCUUGAGACCUCAAACAUUGAAACUAGUUCACCAGCAAUGCGCAAUGAAAGAAGUAAGCGGAAAAGAACGACUUCCACAGGUGAACUGAUGGAAACAAUCAAUAAAGCCUGGGGAACAUUUGAUGCUGCGUUUCAACAAAAAAACAAUCAGGACAGUGACAAUGCAGACACUACAUUUGGGAAGAUGGUGGGACUUGAAUUGAGUGAAAUUAAGGACAAAAAUAUAAAAUUCAAUCCAAAACAAAAAAUUUUGAAAAUUUUACAUGAAGCAAGCAAUGAAGAUGAUGAAUGA
This is a messenger RNA of Phaedon cochleariae (mustard beetle), 763 nucleotides long. The record is from the annotation of a GenBank genome assembly. NCBI's taxonomy places the organism in Eukaryota, Metazoa, Arthropoda, Insecta, Coleoptera, Chrysomelidae.